Gastrolobium bilobum is the source of this 2056-nucleotide messenger RNA. Its product is annotated as 4-coumarate--CoA ligase CCL1-like. Bases 152 to 1675 code for a protein of 507 amino acids. Gene Ontology annotation, molecular function: CoA-ligase activity. The transcript is spliced from 5 exons. Lineage: Eukaryota; Viridiplantae; Streptophyta; Magnoliopsida; Fabales; Fabaceae. The record is from RefSeq and is a predicted model, not a curated record.
ACAAAACCAGGAAAAGUGUCGUCACGCAAGAAAACUAGAACCCACAGAAUACAUUAACAAAACCCCACCCUCUUUUCCUCUCCAACCCAUCCAUCUUUCACUCCCCACCCACACCUUUCCCCAACAAACAACAACCAAAGAAACACAAAAAAUGGAACCUACACAUGAUGUUCAUGAUGAGUUCAUUUUCCGUUCCAAACUCCCCGACAUUUACAUCCCAACGCACCUCCCACUCCACACUUACUGCUUCGAAAACCUGUCCCAAUUCAAACACCGUCCCUGCCUCAUCAACGGCAACACCGGCGAGACAUUCAACUACGCCGCCGUUGAACUCACCGCCCGCAAAGUCGCCGCCGGACUCUACAAGCUCGGCAUCCAACAAGGCGAUGUCAUCCUCCUCCUCCUCCAGAACUGCCCCCAAUUCGUCUUCGCAUUCCUCGGAGCCUCGUACCUCGGCGCCGUCGUCACCACGGCCAACCCGUUCUACACUCCGGCGGAGGUGGCAAAACAGGCGACGGCGUCGAACUCCAAGCUGAUCAUAACACAAUCGUCCUACGUCGACAAAGUUAAGGAUUUCGCGAGAGACAAUGAAAUCAAAGUGGUGUGCAUUGACUCGCCGCCGGAAGGUUACUUGCACUUCUCGGAGUUGACGGAGGCCGACGAGGGUGAAAUCCCCGCCGUGAAAAUAUCACCAGACGACGUCAUCGCGCUGCCGUAUUCGUCUGGGACGACGGGGCUUCCGAAGGGGGUGAUGCUAACACACAAAGGGUUAGUUACGAGCGUGGCGCAACAGGUUGACGGAGAGAACCCUAAUCUGUAUUUUAACAGCGAGGAUGUGGUUAUUUGCGUGCUGCCACUUUUCCACAUUUAUUCUCUUAACUCUGUUUUGUUGUGUGGGCUUCGAGUUGGAGCUUCGAUUUUAAUCAUGCAGAAAUUCGAGAUCAUUACGCUGCUGGAGUUGGUUGAGAAACACAAGGUCACCAUUGCGCCGUUUGUGCCUCCCAUAGUUUUGGCGAUUGCCAAGAGUCCUGACAUCGACCGAUACGACCUGUCGUCCAUUCGGAUGGUUAUGUCUGGUGCCGCACCCAUGGGAAAGGAACUUGAGGAUGCUGUGAGGGCCAAGCUUCCCAACGCUACACUCGGACAGGGUUACGGGAUGACAGAGGCAGGACCAGUGCUAGCAAUGUGCUUAGCGUUUGCGAAGGAACCAUUGGAGGUGAAAUCAGGUGCGUGCGGGACCGUGGUAAGAAAUGCGGAGAUGAAGAUCGUUGACCCUGAGACUGGCGCUUCGCUUCCGAGGAAUCAAGCCGGUGAGAUUUGCAUUAGAGGCAACCAGAUCAUGAAAGGUUACCUAAACGACCCAGAGGCCACAGAAAGAACUGUAGACAAAGGGGGAUGGUUGCACACGGGUGAUAUUGGUUAUAUCGAUAAUAAUGAUGAACUUUUCAUCGUUGAUCGGUUAAAGGAGUUGAUCAAAUACAAAGGAUUUCAAGUAGCUCCAGCUGAGCUCGAAGCCAUGCUGAUUGCUCACCCAAACAUUUCUGAUGCUGCUGUUGUAUCCAUGAAAGAUGAGGUUGCCGGAGAGGUUCCGGUUGCAUUUGUUGUACGAUCAAACGGUUCUAAAGUCUCAGAGGAUGAAAUCAAGCAAUACAUCUCAAAGCAGCAAGAUGCAUAGCUUUGUGUGCAAGUGACGUGUGCUAAGAAAUUUAGAAAAUUCAUGCAGUGUUAGACGACCUCAAGCAGGAAUAACUUGGAAAAUUAAUAAAGUGGUCUGCUACAUUUCUACUUUAAUUUUGUCCCUGCUUUGUUUAUUUAUAUUUUGAUAGGGUUUUAUAAUUUGAGAAUUGAAAUCUUAUUAUGUUGUAGAGACAAAAAGCAUAUGUGACUCAUAUGUUAAAAAAAAUUAUGUGUAAGACUCAUAUCAGCACAAAAAUCAAAGAGUGUAUAGAAAGAGUUCAAUUCUGAUAUUGAACGAGAAUUAUAAAACCCGUUUUGAUAUUGCUAUGAAUAUUUCCAUGGGUGUCUUUUUUUUCUAGUGUGCUGCACCACUUUUUCU